Molecule: messenger RNA, 1290 nt
Organism: Bursaphelenchus okinawaensis
Lineage: Eukaryota; Metazoa; Nematoda; Chromadorea; Rhabditida; Aphelenchoididae
Source: the annotation of a GenBank genome assembly
AUGUCAGGUGAUGAGGACGUUCUACUGACAGUAUCUCAACAAAAGUCUCUGGCUGAUUUCUGUGUUUUGAGAGAAUUGGGAAGUGGGUCUUAUUCUAACGUCUAUUUUGCUACCUCCAAGUCUGAUGGGCACAAAUAUGCGCUCAAGAUAUGCAGUAAAGAGCGUAUAUCCAGGGAGAGGAAGGUAAGUUGUCUUUACUGUAACGUGGCUAUCUAUGUUUUUAGUACAUAUUUGUAUGAUUUUUUAGUACUUCAUGAUGAUAUUUAUACUGUAAUUUAUAGUAUUUUAAUGUUAUUCUAUUAUAUAUUGUAGGUGAAGUCGGUAUUUCGUGAAAAGAAUGCAUUGAUGGUGUUAUCGACGGCUCAGAAGAAAAAGCCUUUUAUAGUGAUGUUGUACUGCACUUUCCAAGAUGAAUCUUCGUUGUAUUUUGUAUUGGGAUAUGCCGAACAUAAGGACCUGGCCGAGAAGAUGAUCAAGAUUAAGACGUUGGACUUGGACACAGUCAGAUUUGUGAUUUCGGAACUGAUUACGGCCAUAGGUGAGUAUUUACCCGCUGUUAUGCAGAGUUAGCUGUUUAAUAGGGGAUGUAUUAAUAGGUCUUUGUCAAAUUGAAUUUUAUUUUUUUAAAUUAAUGUUCCAGCUUAUUGUCACGAAAAUGGAAUCUUGCACAGAGAUAUAAAGCCAGGAAACAUGUUAAUCAAGGAUGACCAUCAUGUUAUGUUAGGCGAUUUUGGAGAGUGUAUUACUAUCGAGGAGAACGAAAAAACAAUUGCAUCUGAUAGCAACAGAAAGUGUUCUUUUGUAGGAUCUCAUUUGUAUGUUACGCCAGAAGUAAGUUGUAUCAAUGUGAAAAUGGGAUUAUAGACAACUUUAAUAUUUCAACUAAGAAAUCUAUUUUCUUUUUUUAGGUACUGCGCGGUCAAGCAGUGGACGAAACUUGUGAUUACUAUGCCGUGGGCUCAAUAAUAUUCGAGUUUAUAAUUGGAAAAGCCCCCCUUCCACGAUCUGUCAGAAUAUUUGGUCUUCCAGCGAAUCACCAAGAAUCUGUUUCAAUGGCCAGAAGACUUCCCAUGCCCUAAGGCAAAGUCAGCGAUCCUCGAGUUUCUGGAGCCGAAGAAAGAAGAUCGGCUUGGGUCGAAACACAAGAAUGGGUUUAGUGGCAUAAAAGAGCACGAGUACUUUACCGGAAUUGACUGGGACAACUUGUGGAGGCUGGACUCUCCACUGGCCAGGUACUACAAGAAGGAAGCGACUUGCGAUAUUGUCGAUGAUCCUCUUGACCAGUUUUGA